This is a messenger RNA of Endocarpon pusillum Z07020, 693 nucleotides long. RefSeq lists its product as uncharacterized. The transcript has 2 exons. Gene Ontology annotation, biological process: response to oxidative stress. Gene Ontology annotation, molecular function: glutathione peroxidase activity. NCBI's taxonomy places the organism in Eukaryota, Fungi, Ascomycota, Eurotiomycetes, Verrucariales, Verrucariaceae. The record is from RefSeq and is a predicted model, not a curated record. Bases 1 to 693 code for a protein of 230 amino acids.
AUGCAAACUUCUCGUUCUCUCUUCCAAACAGCCAUCAAACUUCAGGGGCGACCAGCCAGCACCGGCAUAUCGAAGACUCGACCCUUUCUCAACGUCUGGACUAAUCAGCAACCAACUGAGAACAAGACUCCCAUCUUUCAAGCCCAGCAAAGACGCAAUAUGGCGUCCGCCACCACCUUCUUCGAUUUCAAGCCCAAAGACAAAAAAGGCCAACCCUACCCCCUCUCCCAAUACCGCAAUAAAGUCGUCCUCGUCGUCAACACCGCCUCCAAAUGUGGCUUCACACCCCAAUUUACCGGCCUCGAAAAGCUCAACAAAUCCCUCUCCGCCAAGUACCCCAAUGACUUCGCCAUCCUCGGCUUCCCCUGCAACCAGUUCAGUAACCAAGAUCCCGGAUCCAACGACGACAUCCAGUCGUUCUGCCAAGUUAACUACGGUGUUAGCUUCCCCGUGCUGGGGAAAACAGACGUGAAUGGAGAUAAGGCGGAGGAGGUGUGGGAGUGGAUGAAGAAUGAGAAAGCCGGGCUUCUUGGUCUGAAAAGGGUGAAAUGGAAUUUCGAAAAGUUUUUGAUUGGACGGGAUGGGAAGGUGAAGGGGAGGUGGGCGAGUACGACCACGCCGGAGAGUUUGGAGAAGGUGAUUGUGGAGGAGAUAGAGAAGACGAAGCCGGCUGGAGGGAAGAGUGGGUUGUGA